Messenger RNA from Grammomys surdaster, 7634 nucleotides. RefSeq names its product huntingtin interacting protein 1 (gene Hip1). Gene Ontology annotation, cellular component: presynapse; clathrin-coated vesicle; extrinsic component of postsynaptic membrane. The coding region runs from base 35 to 3151 and encodes 1038 amino acids. Lineage: Eukaryota; Metazoa; Chordata; Mammalia; Rodentia; Muridae. The record is from RefSeq and is a predicted model, not a curated record. The transcript is spliced from 31 exons. Gene Ontology annotation, biological process: actin filament organization; clathrin coat assembly; endocytosis. Gene Ontology annotation, molecular function: clathrin light chain binding; phosphatidylinositol-3,5-bisphosphate binding; clathrin-cargo adaptor activity.
GCCGAGGGCCCCUGACUCUGUUCACCCAGACAACAUGGACCGGAUGGCCAGCUCCAUGAAGCAGGUACCCAACCCGCUGCCCAAAGUGUUGAGCCGGCGCGGGGUUGGUGCUGGGAUGGAGGCUGCGGAGCGCGAGAGCUUCGAGCGGACUCAGACAGUCAGCGUCAAUAAGGCCAUUAAUACGCAGGAAGUGGCCGUGAAGGAAAAACAUGCCCGGACGUGUAUUCUGGGCACCCACCAUGAGAAAGGGGCGCAGACCUUUUGGUCUGUGGUCAACCGACUUCCUCUCUCCAGCAACGCCAUGCUGUGCUGGAAGUUCUGCCAUGUGUUCCACAAACUUCUUCGAGACGGACAUCCGAACGUACUGAAAGACUCUCUGAGAUAUAAAAACGAAUUAAGUGACAUGAGCAGAAUGUGGGGCCACCUGAGCGACGGGUAUGGGCAGCUGUGCAGCGUCUACCUCAAGCUGCUGAGAACGCGGAUGGAGUACCACACCAAAAAUCCCAGGUUCCCGGGCAACCUCCAGAUGAGCGACCGGCAGCUGGAUGAAGCCGGAGAAAGUGACGUUAACAACUUUUUUCAGCUCACAGUGGAGAUGUUUGAUUACCUGGAAUGUGAACUGAACCUCUUCCAGACUGUGUUCAACUCCUUGGACAUGUCCCGCUCGGUGUCCGUGACCACAGCUGGCCAGUGCCGCCUCGCACCGCUCAUCCAGGUCAUCCUGGACUGCAGUCACCUCUAUGACUACACGGUCAAGCUGCUCUUCAAGCUCCACUCCUGUCUUCCAGCUGACACCCUGCAGGGCCACCGAGACCGCUUCAUGGAGCAGUUCACAAAGUUGAAAGAUCUGUUUCAGCGUUCCAGCAACCUGCAGUACUUCAAGCGGCUCAUUCAGAUCCCCCAGUUGCCUGAGAAUCCACCCAACUUCCUACGAGCCUCGGCUCUGUCAGAGCACAUCAGUCCUGUGGUGGUGAUCCCGGCUGAGGUGUCAUCUCCAGACAGUGAGCCUGUCCUAGAGAAGGAUGACCUCAUGGACAUGGACGCCUCCCAGCAGAACUUGUCUCACAGCAAGUUUGAUGACAUCUUCGGCAGCUCGUGGAGCAGCGACCCCUUCAAUUUCAACAAUCAAAAUGGCGUGAACAAGGACGAGAAGGACCACUUGAUUGAACGUCUGUACAGGGAGAUCAGUGGACUGACAGGACAGCUGGACAACAUGAAGACUGAGAGCCAGAGGGCCAUGCUGCAGCUGAAGGGUCGCGUGAGUGAGCUGGAGGCAGAGCUGGCCGAACAGCAGCACUUGGGACGACAGGCUACGGAUGACUGCGAGUUCCUGCGCACAGAGCUGGAUGAAUUGAAGAGGCAGCGAGAGGACACGGAGAAGGCGCAGCGCAGCCUGACUGAGAUAGAAAGAAAGGCCCAGGCCAAUGAGCAGCGGUAUAGCAAGUUAAAGGAGAAGUACAGUGAACUGGUGCAGAACCAUGCUGACCUGCUGCGGAAGAAUGCAGAGGUGACCAAACAGGUGACCGUGGCCCGGCAAGCCCAGGCGGAUUUGGAAAGAGAGAAAAAAGAGCUAGCAGAUUCCUUUGCACGUGUAAGUGAACAGGCCCAGCGGAAGACUCAAGAGCAACAGGAUGUUCUAGAAAACCUGAAGCACGAACUGGCCACCAGCAGACAGGAGCUGCAGGUCCUCCACGGCAGCCUGGAAACCUCUGCCCAGUCAGAAACGAAAUGGCUGGCGCAGAUCGCCGAGUUGGAGAAGGAGCAAGGCAGCUUGGCGACCGCUGCCACUCAGAGAGAAGAAGAGUUAUCAGCCCUCCGAGACCAGCUGGAAAGCACCCAGAUCAAACUGGCUGGUGCCCAGGAAUCCAUGUGCCAGCAGGUAAAGGACCAGAGGAAAAUCCUCUUGGCUGGGACCAGGAAGGCUGCGGAGCGUGAGAUACAGGAGGCCCUGAGCCAGCUGGAGGAGCCCGCCCUCGUGAGCUGCGCAGGAUCCACAGAUCACCUUCUCUCCAAAGUCAACUCUGUUUCCAGCUGCCUCGAGCAACUGGAGAAGAACCGCAGCCAGUAUCUGGCCUGCCCAGAAGAUAUUAGUGAACUUCUGUACUCCAUAACCCUGCUUGCCCACUUGACCAGUGACACCAUCAUUCAGGGGAGUGCCACCAGCCUCCGGGCCCCACCGGAGCCAGCUGACUCUCUGACGGAGGCCUGUAGGCAGUGUGGCAGAGAAACCCUGGCCUAUCUGUCCUCCCUAGAGGAAGAAGGGGCCAUGGAAAAAGCUGACAUCACAGCCAUAAGGAACUGCCUCAGCAAGAUCAAGACCAUUGGCGAGGAACUGCUGCCCAGGGGGUUAGACAUCAAGCAGGAAGAGCUGGGUGACCUGGUGGACAAGGAGAUGGCAGCCACUUCAGCUGCCAUUGAAGCCGCCACCACCCGGAUAGAGGAAAUUCUCAGUAAAUCCCGGGCAGGAGACACGGGAGUCAAGUUGGAGGUGAACGAGAGGAUCCUUGGUUCCUGUACCAGCCUGAUGCAAGCCAUCAAGGUGCUCAUUGUGGCCUCCAAGGACCUCCAGAAGGAGAUAGUGGAAAGCGGCAGGGGUACCGCAUCCCCUAAAGAAUUUUAUGCCAAGAAUUCUCGGUGGACAGAAGGGCUUAUCUCUGCCUCCAAAGCUGUUGGUUGGGGAGCUACCGUCAUGGUGGAUGCUGCCGAUCUUGUGGUCCAAGGCAAAGGGAAGUUCGAGGAGCUGAUGGUGUGCUCACGUGAGAUUGCUGCCAGCACAGCACAGCUCGUGGCUGCAUCCAAGGUGAAAGCUAACAAGGGCAGCGCCAAUCUGACCCAGCUCCAGCAGGCCUCUCGGGGAGUGAACCAGGCUACAGCCGCUGUGGUGGCCUCAACCAUUUCCGGCAAAUCUCAGAUUGAGGAAACAGACAGUAUGGACUUCUCAAGCAUGACACUAACCCAGAUCAAGCGCCAGGAGAUGGAUUCCCAGGUUAGGGUGCUGGAGCUGGAAACUGACCUGCAGAAGGAGCGUCAGAAACUAGGAGAGCUUCGGAAGAAACACUAUGAGCUGGCUGGUGUGGCUGAGGGCUGGGAAGAAGAAGGGACAGAAGCAUCACCUUCUACUGUUCAAGAAGCAGUACCGGACAAAGAGUAGAGCCAAGCCAACGCCACGCACGUCAGAAUGUAAAUCCUUGUUACCCUUCUGUGACACUUCCUACCGUGGCACACCAGGUCCUUAUAGGUCUCUCCAGUGACAAAAGCUAAAGGCCAUCGUGUCUCUUUGUGACUCCACCUAUGUUUGCAUGCAUGAUGAGUUCUCCCCAUGCCCCUGGCAUACAGGCAGACCAGGGUCAGCCAUGAGCAAGCUCAGGUCCACAGAAAAACAGCCACAUGGCCAACCUAUCUUGCCCAGUAUCCUCUUCCUCACCCGUCACGUCCUUAGAGAGGCUUCUUGUCACUGGGAGCUUGGAGAGGGGACAUUUUACAUCUGUUCUUUUUUCCCCCCUCCUCAGUCCUUUGCAUUUUCUCCUUUGCACAUCCACAGAGAAGUUUGGACAUCCAAACUUCUCUGGAUUCCAAACUAGACUGAUAUCUGAGUCCACUACUGGGAAGAACACAGGAGCAGCCGGUUUCCACCUGCGCUUCCGGCAGUUUGACGGGUCCCCUAACUGCUUGUUAAUUAGGCAGUCAUUUGGGUCUUUUGGUUUUCUGUUUUUGAAGUUUCACACAGCCAACUUUCCCAAAAAGGGUUCCAACCCCCAGCCCCACCCUGAGCUCUGAGCCUUCUGAGAAGAAGCCCCCACCACCACCACCACCACCACCACAUACCCCGUUGCGGCUCAGGCUACGCUUUGGUGCUCCAGCUCAGCGAUUCGGUCAGCCAAGGCUACUCCCCAGGGUGACAAUUCUCCUUGGAAGUCUGAAGCUGAGCUAGUGCCUUUACUUUCUGACCUGGAUGCCAGCCCAGGGCCUCUGUCCACCUUCCCAAGCCGGGGAGCACCAGAGUUGAAAAAAAAGAAUAUGGUGCCAGGGGCCCAGCUGUUCCGGGGACAUUCUUCUUAGGCUACUGUCACCAGGUUCACACCCACCCUGUCAUGCGCUGGAACGGAGCUGGUGUGAACAGCAACACUACAUCCCCAGAGUGAACUUCUUGUGCCAUGUCACUUGGGUCACCUCCUGUCAAACCUAGGCAAGGCCCCAAGAGGAGCAAAUAUAAAGGAACUAAAAGUGGCUCCUUCCCCGUCUGCCUGCUUCUGCAUCCUACUGAACCAGAACAAGAUGGUUCUGUGUGGGACUUACCCAACAGGCCCACAGGAUCAGACCCACUUGCUCCUGUCAGGAAGUGAACUCGGCUCGGUGUCAGAUUCUUCGUAUUUAUUACUAACAGUCGUUACGCAGCGCCUGCCCCAGAGAUGCUUGGAGCAAUCAGGACCGAGGGUGAUUGACCGGGCGUGCCCUCUGCCAUCAGUCUUGACAGAUCACAGCGCUAACGCACCAUCCCUGGGCAUUUCCAGGCUUGGACUCCCGAAGCAGGCAGGUUCCUUAAAGCAUCGAGGAACGGGGCAAAGGAGAAAGGGGAGCACUGGCUAUGCCACAGUCCCUAUCACCACCCUCCCACUCUUGCCCCCAUGCAGACAGGAUGAGGACAGAAGGUACCCUGCCUGGACACAAGCAGGCGGACUGCACUUUGCAUCCCCCAAAUGGACCCCUGAAUUAAGUGACCUUGUGAUCCGUAGGGUGGAGCAGGGAGGUGGCUUCUUUAUCUGUAGUAACACAUAGGUGGCAGCCAGCGAGCACUUCUUAGCGCCUGUCCCCAUGGGGCCUGGCUCAGCUUUGCUGGGUAAUGGGUUGCAAAACUAAUGUUUGAUCACUGUGAAUCAUUCUUCUUCCUGCCCUACUCUGUCCUCAGUGAGCACUCCAAAAACUCCCAGAGACCCAGAUGACUGCUAUGACAUGUGACCUCCACACUGGGGUAAAAGAGUUAUCUGCAUUAGAAAUGGGCCCAUUCUGGUGCCAGAAGAAUGUUUCUUGGAUCCAAGGACCAGAACACGUGACAAGUGGCAUUGUUGGCUCAUUUGUGCCCAUGCAGCCAGCCAGUCCAUGUGUUCAAUCAGCUUUUCCAACGGUGGCCAUAGAGUCCUUGCUUCUAGAGUCACACCCAUGUGUCCCAGCGAGAGGAAGUCAAACACACAGCAAUACAUUGGGGUUCUCUGAAUGAAUGAUGAGCCCAUCUGAAAAGCCACUGUCAUUUUAAAACCCCCAGUAACCUCUGCCUGGGUAGUGAAACCGUGACGAGCCCCCAGCACGAGCUAAGUCAGCAGCACAGAAGGGUCCCUACCUGCUUCAUGUCACAUCAGGACUUUGUAAUAGCUCAAGUCAGAAGCUGCCUCUCGCUAGCCAGGCUGGCUAGUGUACGCCUGUAACCUUAGGCAUUCAGAAGACCAAGGCAGGAAGAGCUUGAAUUUACCUACCUUGUCUCAAGAAAAGAAAUUAAAAACAGGUUAUAUAUGUUUGUGUAUAGAGGUUUAUAUAACUUGUUUUUGGAGACAAGGUCUUACUACAUAGUCCUGGCUGGUCUUGAACUAGCUACAUCCACCUUAUUGUCCUUGAGGUCACUGAGGUUCCACUUCCUCUGUUCCCCAAAUGCUGGGAUCAAAGGUGUGAGCCAUCUCACCCAGUCGAGACCAUAAUUUUUUUUUGGCUCUGCUGCCACCUAAACAUGAGACUUUAACCUGGUGGCUGGACAAAGCAAACUGGAAAUUCUUACAGCUCAAAAGGAACCUCAUAGCCUUCCCUCCCCCGACCCCCAACGCCCCCUCAGACUUCUUGGACUAAAGUCUGCCGAGUUGAGUGUAGAUAAAUCCUCAAGUCAGGGAACUGAGAGCCUGGAGAGGUAGCUCAGCAGUUAAGAGUAUUUCUCUCUCUUCCAGAAGACCCAGAUGCAGUUCCCAGCGCCCACAGUAGCUCACAACCACCUGUAACUCCAGCUCUAAGGGAUCCGAUGUCCUCUGCUGCGUGCGCGCAUACACAAGUACCCAUGUACUUUUUAAAGACAGAAUAUUGACAAAGUAAUGGCUUAGAGUGGGGUGAGAGAGAAGCCCAAAUCCAGCUGUGUCUCAUUUUGUGUUUCCUGGUGCCUCGAGAUUAGGCAUAGGGGUGUGCAUAGAAGAUCUCCUUCUGUGGGGUUAGGGCAUAGCUCAAAAGGAAUUUAAAUAAUUAUACAAGGUUUGUUAAUGCACAUCUAUAAUCCUAGCAUUUGGGGAUCAGGCAGGGGGACUGUGAGUUCAGGUCUAGCCUGAGCUAUAUACUAAGACCUUAUCUCAAAAACAAAAUCAGACUAUAAUUUAAGUGGCUUAUUGACUGUACUGCCCACAGCACUAUUCCUAGAAUCCUAUGUGUCUAAGCCCUUAGCCCAGUAGCUGGGAGACUCAAACACAUCCAGGGCAUCCUAUUUCAGGACUGGUGUGUUGAGUCAGACACCAGGGUUUAUACCAGGUAACCCAGGGUCACAAGUACUUGCCAUUCUGGUCACAUUAGGGUGCUAUGGCCUCUCAUCUUAGGAGGUGUUAGUCCUCAUCUUGUGUCUGGGGGAGGUUUUACUUCUUGGUCAGUGACUUGGUUGUAGAAGGGUCUCUGGCACUGUUUGACCCUCAUUUUUAAAGCUGGCAAAUGUGCUACUCUCAGUUGCCUUUCCAUCUCUCUGGAGACCUUGCUGAAAGCAAGUCUGUGAGCCCAACAUGGACCUGCCAAUAAGAACGGCCCUGCCCUCUGCCGUCUUGGGUCAUCUGUAGUAGCCUUCCAACCAGAGCGGGCUGUGCUUUCUCUACCAACUUGGAUCAUCUUCCAAGUUGGCAUCCAAAAGGGAUGAGCUUUGGUCGAUCUUCAUCAUGGUGUUUCCACAUUGGCCUUCCAAACAGUGGCUUUGCCCUCUCUCCGCCAUCUUGGUUCCUCCACGUUGGCCUUCUAAACAGAGUGGCUUUGCACUCUUUCCACCUUAAUGGUCCUCAGAGACCACACUGUCGGUAACAUUGGAAACCACCAUGACAGCAAUUGCCAGCCAUCACCAGUGAUCCAGAAGAGCUGUUUGGCUCCCAAGUCCAGCCCAAACACAGGACCAGCAAACGCAGUAAUGGAGUGCUUCCUCUCCCAGGAGCUAAAGCCAGGAACAGUUGGUUAGGUGUGACUGGAUCCAGUUGUGAGGAUAGAACCUUCCAGAUGUGUAUUUCAGGUGACCCUCAACUACCUCAGGUUUGAAGACCCUAAGUUAAACUUGAUUACCACUCUAGGGACAAACCGAGGAAUCUGGUUAAAUCUUGGUGAUAACCUAAAUGUCUCAAGCUUAUAACAAACUCUCAAACUGUGCAGGGAUGGGGUUGAUUUUUGUUUGUUUAUGCCCGCUCCCUUCUGUUUUUAACCCUUUCUACCGUUUUCCAUUAAGAGUAGUCCCUAUAAGUGAAUUUCACUUUUCACAGAGUGCCUACCUUCCCAGGGCAGGUAGCCACCGGCUCUUGUUUCCUUCCCCCACAGGACUUUUAUUAUGGAAUGAAGACCUUUCUUUGUAUAAUGCAUUGCAUCUGUGGUUUCAAUUUUUUUCCAAUAAAUAUGUCAGCCUGGCUGUGGCGAACGCUGGUGAUAAA